Dromaius novaehollandiae (emu) is the source of this 2002-nucleotide messenger RNA. Its product is annotated as sulfotransferase 6B1-like. The transcript has 6 exons. Gene Ontology annotation, biological process: sulfation. The record is from RefSeq and is a predicted model, not a curated record. Bases 419 to 1276 code for a protein of 285 amino acids. Gene Ontology annotation, molecular function: sulfotransferase activity. Lineage: Eukaryota; Metazoa; Chordata; Aves; Casuariiformes; Dromaiidae. Gene Ontology annotation, cellular component: cytoplasm.
GAUGUAGUCUUUUUCUUUAGAAGCAGCAACUGAUUGCACCAAAGUAUAAUUUAUAAAAUAAUGAUAUUAAUCAGCUUUUAUGGGAAUAUUUAAUUGUUUUCUGCAAUUAAAAUACUUUGAGUAUCAUCUCAUUUCUUUAUCUGGAAAGCUAACAAAUGACACAUGGCAUGUAUUUUUUAUGACUGUGCAUUUCAGAUAUUUAUCAAGGUAACUCUAAUAUUUCAGUUUUCUUUAACAACUAACUGGAAAAAUCAAUAUGUGAUAGGACGCCAUGGUGUGUAGCAAAGUAUAUAAGCAUGCGAUUUGUAUUGCCUGGUCUGUCUUUCUCACUUCAAACUGUCUGGCUUACAAGUGACUACUAAAUCCUCCUGUCAUUCCACUGUUAUCUGAUCUGCAGGAAUCCAAGACCUAAGCAGACAUGUCCAGCCCCAGUAAGGCAGACCUCAUUCAUGUAUUUAAGGGGAUUCCCUUUACCACCAGGUCAUCUCCAGAACUUUUAAAAUCCUUGGAUAAUUUUGAUGCUAGAGAAGAUGAUGUCCUUUUGGUUUCCUAUCCAAAAUCUGGCACUCAUUGGCUUGCAGGAGUUAUAACAAAGCUUUACAAUACUCAAGUUACACUAACAUCUCCCCUUGAAUUUGGAGAUAUUUCCAAACUGGAGGAACUGAAUAAAAUUUCAUCAAAGAGAAUCAUCCCAACACACUUAGACUACAACAUGUUACCCUCAAACUUCAUGAAUAAAAAAUGCAAGAUGAUCUACAUCAUCAGAAACCCAAAAGAUACUGCAGUUUCCAUGUAUCAUUACUACAGAGAUAAUCCAAACCUUCCCACUGUAGAUACCUGGACUGCUUUCUUUGACUUGUUCUUAAAAGGAGAUGUUGUCUGUGGAUCCUGGUUUGAUCAUCUCCUAAGCUGGGAAGAACAUAAAAAUGACAAAAACAUCCUGUUUUUGUUCUAUGAAGACAUGAAGAAGGAUCUCCCUAAGACUGUAAAGGACAUUAGUGUAUUUCUGGAUUUAAACAUUGGUGAUCAUGAAAUCCAAGACAUUUGCAAGAAGUCAUCAUUCUCAGAGAUGAAAAGAAACACAGAAAAAGAAAAUAGCAAUCCCAAUCAUACUGUUUGUGCACUUACGUCCAACAGGAAGCUGAUUUUCCGAAAAGGUACGGUUGGUGACUGGAAGAACCAUUUCACUCCAAAACAGAAUGUGAGGUUUGAGGAAAUAUUUAAUGAGAAAAUGAAACUGAGCAAGAUGGCAAAAGGUCUCAUCUAUGAAUUCUGACUUCAUGUGAAGAACCGCACUCAGUUAUCAACAGAGAGACAGAUAGGGCAAUUGGUGGGAAAUUUUGCACAGGCGCUAAGAGACGGUAAAAGGGGGAAAAAACAUGCUUUUGGAACCGAUGCCACAAAGAUGGAAGCAGCACUGACUGAUGCAAUUGUUUAUUUACCUUUUUUAUGUACAAAUUUACUUUGGAUUAUCAACCAACCUUUCACACAGUCAAAAAAUAAAAAUGUGAAGAAGAGGAAUUGUAAACUGGAGGUUUGAGGGCAGGAAUAUUCUGACACAAUCCCAGAAAUGAACUCAGUUACCAGAGAACAGAUACACAUGGUUUGAAAAAAUGAGGUGUCAGACUCAUGUUUCUACCACCAAGAAACCCCUUCAUGUAUUUCUUUUUUUGCUCUAGAGCAUAUGACAGAGGAAAAAGAAUGGUCUUCCUAGAUCUGAUUUAGGAAUUUUACCUAAGAUGCUAGGGGAAAACAAAACAAAACCAAAAAACCCUGUAAGAUUCUGAGUAUUUAAGAAGUCUAAAAACACAUCAAAAGAAAGUGACCAAAAAUUUGACCCCCAGACUCAGUCCCUUCCUGAUCUGGUGUGAUUUGGAAAGUGUCUAUCUUAUCAGAUACUGUUAUUGAUACUGAAAUUGAAAACUGCAGCUGCACGUUUGAAGAUCUGCCGUUAAGUUUGGUUAUAAAACAGCUUUUCAUUUUUUCUUUUUUUUUUUUUUUU